Manihot esculenta (cassava) is the source of this 1973-nucleotide messenger RNA. RefSeq names its product protein IQ-DOMAIN 2. The coding region runs from base 207 to 1661 and encodes 484 amino acids. Gene Ontology annotation, molecular function: protein binding. Lineage: Eukaryota; Viridiplantae; Streptophyta; Magnoliopsida; Malpighiales; Euphorbiaceae. The transcript is spliced from 6 exons. The record is from RefSeq and is a predicted model, not a curated record.
CUGGGUCUUCUUCAUAUUCCCUUAUCAUUCAAAUCUUGCUAUUCUUAAUCUUAAACAAAGAUCUGUAUGCUGCAUACUCUUCUUCUCUUUUCUUAGUUUUCUUCUCUCAACAGCAGAAAAGAGAGACAUAGAUAGAGACCCUUCUCUGAGUUCAUCAAAGAAAGCUCUUUGAGAUCUGCCUGACUGAGAUAGGGUAUGAUAAGAAGAUGGGGAGGAAAGGAAAAUGGUUUUCUAGUGUAAGGAAAGCUCUUAGCCCUGAGCCAAAGGAGAAGAAAGAUCAGAAAUCAAAUAAAUCAAAGAAGAAAUGGUUCGGCAAACAACGUGAACCGGAUUCUGAAUCCACCUCCUUAGAACGUGUCAGAGUGCUUUCUCCGCCACCUGCUGCUCCUCCUCCUCUUCCUCAUCAGUCAGAAGAGGUAAAAACAAUUGAAGUGACAAAUGAACAGAACGAACAAGCCUAUUCUGUUGCAGUUGCUGCUGCAGCUGAACCUGUUCAUCCUUCUUUUGAGCCCACGAUGGAGGUUGUUCAACAUGUGAAGGUUAAUAAGUUUGCUGGAAAACCGAGCAAAGAAGUGGCUGCAAUCAAGAUUCAAACAGCAUUCCGAGGAUACAUGGCAAGAAGGGCAUUGCGAGCUUUAAGAGGGCUGGUGAGGCUCAAAUCACUAAUGGAAGGGCCUACUGUAAAACGGCAAGCCAUCCAUACCCUUCAAUGCAUGCAGACCCUAGCCAGAGUGCAGUCUCAAAUUCACUCGAGGAGGGUCAGAAUGUCAGAGGAGAACCAAGCCCUCCAUAGACAACUCCUACAGAAACAUGCACAAGAGCUUGAGAAGUUGCGGAUGGGAGAAGAAUGGGAUGACAGCCUACAGUCGAAGGAACAAAUUGAAGCUAACCUGCUAAGCAAGUAUGAGGCAGCUAUGAGAAGGGAAAAAGCACUGGCUUAUUCAUUCUCCCAUCAGCAAACCUGGAAGAACUCUUCAAGAUCUGCAAAUCCUAUGUUUAUGAACUCAGGCAAUCCUGCCUGGGGCUGGAGCUGGUUGGAGCGAUGGAUGGCAGCCCAUCCGUGGGAGAAUCGGAGCAUGACUGAUAAAGAAAAUAAGGAUCUCUCAUCUGUAAAGAAUGCAAACAGAAGCAUGGUUGGAGGAGAAAUCUGCAAGUCUUAUGCUCGCUACCAGCUCAAUUCCGAUAAAUUCUCACCCUCAGAAGGUGAGAAGGCAAGACAAACUACGAGCCCACGAUCCUAUUCAACUCCUUCCAAGCUGGCUUCUUCUGCAAUAGCUAGAAAAUUGAAAUCAGCAAGUCCAAGGAGCAGCGUUGGGGCCCCAGAUGAUGACUCCAGAAGUAUAGUAAGUAUGCAGUCAGAUCGAUAUAGAAGGCACAGCAUUGCAGGAACACCUGUGCGAGAUGAUGAGAGCCUUGGUAGCUCAUCAACAGUUCCAAGCUACAUGGUACCUACUGAGUCUGCAAGAGCAAAGUCCAGGUUGCAAAGUCCAUUGGGAGCAGAAAAGGAUGGGACACCAGAAAAGGAAAAAAGAACUCCUGGGCCUGUGAAGAAACGGCUUUCAUAUCCACCUUCACCAGCCAGAAUUAGGAGGCAGUCAGGUCCACGAAAGGUGGAAAGCAUCAUAAAUUCAGAAAAUGGUGUGGUCGAUACAGAGGGCUAAAAACUUCUAAUAGUUGAAAGAGGAGUGUGAAAGAAUUAUGAAUUCUUUAAAAAAAACAGAAGAAAAAAGAGGAAAAUAAGGAUCAUUCGAUUACUGAAUCCUCACCUGUUGUGGAAAAUAUUUAUUCAUUGAUGAGAAAGUGUUGUUUUUGGGGUGAAAUAGCCUCUUGGGAUAGUUGUUUCACAAGUAUUGCUUAUUAUUUGUUCUUAUUUAUUUGUUUAUAUAUACUCUAAAUCACUGUUCUGUGACUUGAUAUUUGUAUUAUGAAUUGAUAUAAAAAAUAAUCUCCAAAAUUGACUCUGAGCACCUUGU